UCCACAACCCAACUUGUCACAUCCCUUCCAUUUGCACGGUUACGGUUUCAGUGUAGUGGGUAUUGGUCGUUCGCCCGAUACUAAUGUCAAGAAGAUUAACUUGAAACAUGCCUUGGAUUUGGAUAGACGUGGUCUCUUGCACAGACAAUACAAUUUGCCACCCACCAAAGAUACCAUUGCGGUGCCAAACAAUGGUUAUGUGGUACUAAGAUUUAGAGCUGAUAAUCCUGGUUUCUGGCUAUUCCAUUGUCAUUUCUUGUUCCAUAUUGUUAUUGGUAUGAAUUUGAUUUUGCAAGUGGGUACAAAUGCCGAUUUGCCACCAAUACCACCAGGUUUCCCCACAUGUGGUGAUCACACGCCUCCUAUACCUAUUAAUUAAAUACUUUAAUUAAACUAAUUAAAACUACCAAUUAAAACAAAAAAAAAACUUAUAACAACACAAAAACUAAACUAAAUAACAACUAAUAGGUGUUAGAGAAAAUGAUUGACAACAAAUAAGAUUUUC
This is a messenger RNA of Lucilia sericata (common green bottle fly), 505 nucleotides long. Its product is annotated as laccase-21-like. Gene Ontology annotation, molecular function: oxidoreductase activity; copper ion binding. The annotation marks the transcript as partial. Gene Ontology annotation, cellular component: plasma membrane. The transcript is spliced from 2 exons. Gene Ontology annotation, biological process: iron ion transport. NCBI's taxonomy places the organism in Eukaryota, Metazoa, Arthropoda, Insecta, Diptera, Calliphoridae. The record is from RefSeq and is a predicted model, not a curated record.